This is a messenger RNA of Helianthus annuus (common sunflower), 2541 nucleotides long. RefSeq names its product cationic amino acid transporter 2, vacuolar-like. Gene Ontology annotation, molecular function: amino acid transmembrane transporter activity. The transcript has 14 exons. NCBI's taxonomy places the organism in Eukaryota, Viridiplantae, Streptophyta, Magnoliopsida, Asterales, Asteraceae. Gene Ontology annotation, cellular component: membrane. Bases 371 to 2305 code for a protein of 644 amino acids. Gene Ontology annotation, biological process: transmembrane transport; amino acid transport. The record is from RefSeq and is a predicted model, not a curated record.
AGGAAUAGGAAUGUUAAACGCACAUGUGAUUACAUAAAACAAAAAAGCAAAAGAAAAUCCCUGACCGACCGUCCCCACUAACCAACCCAACCCAAAUAAAAACAGAGUCUCGAAAACAGAGCAUCCAUCAAACCAACAAUCAAUACGCAACCAAGGCUCACUCAAUUCCAUUGCGUCUCGGGAUCCUUCGAAAAUCCAGCCAGCCAAUCCACCCCUCAUCGGGGGAAGGAUUGAAUCUCCAAGAAUCUAUCUUCAAUUCAACAUUUUGCUAGAUCUCUCUUCUUAUUCAUACGCUGGCAGUUUUUCUUGAUUCUGUGACCAAAUCUUGUUGAUUUCCCACAACAAAACCCCGAUUCUGGCUCUUUGAUUCAUGGGUUUUGUUGCUGAGUCGAAUCAGGGGGCUAAUGGGGGUGCUAAAUUGGGGUUCAAGAGUUUGGUGAGGAGAAAAAGGGUUGAUUCUAUUCAUUCUAGAUCCUCUGAUUCAGGGCAUCAUCAAUUGGCUAAAGAAUUAUCCAUUUUACAUCUCAUUGCCAUAGGUGUCGGUUCAACAAUCGGAGCUGGUGUUUACAUUCUCGUGGGUACGGUUGCGCGAGAGCAUUCGGGUCCCGCUCUAGCCUUUUCUUUCCUAAUCGCUGGAAUAGCAGCUGCUCUAUCCGCCUUUUGUUAUGCUGAGUUGGCGAGUCGUUGCCCUUCGGCUGGAAGUGCGUAUCAUUAUUCUUACAUCUGUGUCGGAGAAGGUCUUGCUUGGAUAAUCGGUUGGGCUUUGAUUUUGGAAUAUACAAUCGGCGGAUCUGCAGUCGCGCGUGGUAUUUCUCCUAAUCUGGCAUUGCUUUUUGGGGGCCCGGAUAGUCUUCCGUCUUUUCUGGCCCGAUAUACUGUUCCUGCACUUGGUAUCGUGGUCGACCCGUGUGCAGCCAUUUUGGUGUUUGUUGUUACCGCGCUAUUAUGUGUGGGAAUCAAGGAGAGCACUUUUGUGCAAUCGGUUGUGACAAUCGCAAACAUUUUCGCCAUGAUUUUUGUGAUUUUAGCCGGUGGAUAUCUAGGAUUCAAGAGCGGAUGGACUGGCUAUAAACUUUCUUCAGGAUACUUCCCGUAUGGAGUAGACGGGAUGCUUGCAGGCGCUUCUACAGUCUUCUUUUCAUACAUAGGGUUUGAUUCAGUUGCCAGUACAGCAGAAGAGGUGAAAAAUCCUCAAAGGGAUUUACCUCUUGGAAUUGGGGCGGCAUUAUCUAUUUGCUGCAUGUUAUACAUGUUAGUCUCCGCGGUUAUUGUUGGUUUAGUACCUUAUUACGCAAUGGAUCCCGACACCCCUAUUUCUUCUGCAUUUGCUAGCCAUGGUAUUCAAUGGGCCGCGUAUAUUAUAACUAUAGGUGCGGUAACCGCUCUCUGCUCGACAUUGAUGGGUUCACUUUUGCCUCAGCCACGGAUCUUGAUGGCUAUGGCUCGAGACGGUUUGCUCCCGUCGUUUUUUUCAGAAGUAAAUCCACGCACCCAAGUUCCCGUCAAGAGCACAAUUCUGACCGGUUUGAUUGCCGCCACCCUGGCAUUUUCCAUGGAUGUCGAGCAGUUGGCAGGGAUGGUUAGUGUAGGUACACUUCUUGCAUUCACAAUGGUGGCGAUUUCGGUUCUGAUACUUCGAUACGUCCCACCAGACGAGGUCCCACUUCCGCCCUCGUUUCAAGAGGCCAUAGAUUCAGUUUCUUUGCGCUAUAGCAAUAUUAUUAGUACUCACGAAACCGACGUUGAGGUCAGCACGGGUCAAAGCGGUGUUUCCGGGGAGAAAAAUACACCAAAAGGAGAGAUUUCGGCGAACUAUCCUCUAAUUGCGAAAGUAGCAGCUCAAGCUAUAUUUAGUGAAAAGAAGAGAAGAAAAAUUGCAGGGUGGAUGAUAAUGCUUAAUUGUGUUGGAGCGUUGAUUCUUACGUAUUCGGCCUCGAAUAUUGGUCUUCCUAGUUAUUUUCGGUUGACUUUAUGUGGAAUUGGUGGACUUCUGUUAUUAUUCAGUCUAGCCGUGCUCACUUCUAUAGAGCAGGAUGAUGCCAGACACAACUUUGGGCACACAGGCGGUUUCAUAUGCCCGUGGGUUCCUCUCCUGCCUAUCCUUUCUAUUCUCAUCAAUACGUAUUUGCUGCUAAAUCUUGGGGCGGAUACAUGGAUGCGAGUAUCGGUAUGGCUGGUGAUUGGAGUAUUUGUAUAUGUAUUCUACGGGCGGACCCACAGUUCGUUGCAACAUGCAGUUUAUGUGCCUGCAUCACAUGUAGAUGAAAUAUAUCAAAGCAGUGCAGAAUCAUUGCCUUCUGAAUAGACCAUGAAAUGGGACAAGAAACAAGAUUAAACUUAGAUCGUUUGUCAUCCGGUGCCUUGAGCUUUAAGCUACUUGUGUUAUAUGUUAACAACCAAGGAAUAUGUCCAUUUUAUGUAAAUAUAUAUACACACAUAUGUACGUAUUGAUUAUUAUUAGGGUUGGUUGGAAUUCCUAAUCAGGAGUUCCAGAUUAUAAUUGUAUUAUUUUGCUUCCCAAUAUCUCCUCUUUGUAUGUUA